Messenger RNA from Menidia menidia (Atlantic silverside), 1083 nucleotides. The record is from the annotation of a GenBank genome assembly. Lineage: Eukaryota; Metazoa; Chordata; Actinopteri; Atheriniformes; Atherinopsidae.
CUGCAGCGGGACAGGGGCUGGGGCCCCUGGAGCGGCGUCCCCAACAGAGGCGCCGGCCGGCUCCGGGCGGGCGGGGGGGCGGCGGCGGGGGGGGGCGGGGGGGCGGCCGGCGGCCGGCCGAGGUGCUCCCGCCGGCUGUGGGUGCUGCUGGGGACGCUGGCGCUGGUCUUCCUCACCUCGCUGCUGCUGUCCGUGUCCCUGCGGGGGGGCGUGGGGCUGGGCUACCUGGAGCCCCCCGGCUGGGAGGAGUCCCGGCGGGUCAAGCUGGUGCCCAGCUACGCCGGCGCCCACCGGCUGGCGGCGCCCGCCGCCCCCCCGCAGAGGACCUGCGCCUGCCCGCGCUGCGUGGGGGACCCGGGGGUCUCCGACUGGUUCGACGAGAGCUACGAGCCGGACGUGUCCCCGGUCUGGACCCGGGACAACAUCCAGCUGCCCCCCGACGUCUACUACUGGUGGGUGAUGCUGCAGCCCCAGUUCAAACCCCACAGCAUCCAGCAGGUGCUGCUGCGCCUCUUCCAGGUGAUCCCCGGCAGGUCUCCGUACGGCUCCUGGGACCCGGGCCGCUGCCUGCGCUGCGCCGUGGUGGGGAACUCUGGGAACCUGCGGGGGGCCGGGUACGGGGCCACCAUCGACGGCCACGGCUUCAUCAUGAGGAUAAACCUGGCCCCCACGGUGGGCUACGAGGAGGACGCGGGCAGCCGCACCACGCACCACUUCAUCACGUACGCUCCAGUUAAGCAGUUCCUGCGUGUAGACAAAGACAAGGUCCAGAUCUUCAACCCGGCGUUCUUCAAAUACAUCCACGACCGCUGGACCCGGCACCACGGCCGCUACCCGUCCACCGGCAUGCUGGUGCUGUUCUUCGCCCUGCACGUCUGCGAUGAGCCAGCUCCUGCUCUCUCGUUGCAGGUGAACGUGUUCGGCUUCGGCGCCGACGGCCGGGGCAACUGGCACCACUACUGGGAGCAGAACCGCUACUCGGGGGAGUUCCGGAAGACCGGCGUGCACGACGCCGACUUCGAGGCGCAGAUCAUCCAGCAGCUGGCCAAGGCCGGCAAGAUCACCGUGUUCCCGGGGAAGUGA